Molecule: messenger RNA, 3871 nt
Organism: Austrofundulus limnaeus
Lineage: Eukaryota; Metazoa; Chordata; Actinopteri; Cyprinodontiformes; Rivulidae
Gene: lonrf2
Product: LON peptidase N-terminal domain and ring finger 2
Molecular function (GO): ubiquitin protein ligase activity; protein binding
Source: RefSeq, a predicted model, not a curated record
CACGAACAGUCCAAAGAAGCUUUAGUUAGCUAGCAGCUGAGAUGUGUCUUCCCGGCGGUCGUUUCACUUCAGUGCCUGGUUCUUCCGCUUUGAGGGGGAAGCCAUGACGGCUUUACUUGUGGAGGGACGAGGAUUUGGGGAUAUCGUGCCUGUUCGAGUCCGUUUGAAGUUUAAAAGGGCUCGAAGGAGCGAGCGGUGUUAGCUAACGUUAGCUCUGCCGGUGUCAGCCGCUCGGUGCCGGGCUGCGGAGCUUCUGGGUCCGAAGACAAACCGGGCUUUUAUCGACUUUCUUAACACGAUAAGUAUUUAGAUACGAGUUCCUAUCAUAUAUUAAUUAUAAAGGAGAGUAAAUGUAAAACAAAGGUUCCGCCUGCUGGGUUUCACCCGGAUGUUUUAUUUGAGGGUCUGUCAGCACAAAGUUUCGACCCGCUCUUAAACUGUUUACAUUAUGAAGAGUUGUUUUCUGAGCCUCCGCUCGGUUCAAUAAUCAGAUCAAACUUUUACUUCUAUGUGAUGAUAUCCAGCCUCUGCUCGUUGUUGUUGUUUAGAUUAAAGUGACUGAUCUGGAAAUAUGGUUUCUGAUUGUGAAGGAAACAGUUAGCUUUGGGUUAUUAAUUAAAACAAAAACAACAAGAUGGAGACUGAAGUGCAGUCUCAGCCGGCUGAUGUCUUCCUCCACCCGCUGUCCCACCCCGGGGCUCCGGGCCUCUGCCCAGAGAUGCUGGAGGUGGCGGAGGAGGCCAGCCGGGCCGGGGACUUCAACCUGGCCGUGGAGAUCUACAGCUCCCAGCUCUCCGACCUCCAGCAGCCGGACAGGGGCUUGUGUCUGCGGAAGGCGGACUCUCUGGCCCGAGCGGGCCGGAUCUCCGAGGCGCUGGAGUCGUACUGCACAGCGGCCAGCCUCGGCAAACUGCGGCCGGACGAGCUGCCCGUCCUGGUGGAGACCAUCGCCCGCUCCCUGCGAGGGAAGGAGCUGGGCAUGCCGGUGGCUUUAACCGGCGGAGGAGGAGGAGGAGGACAGGACUGUUCUGAUGAGGCUGAAGAAGAUGCAGCUCUGGACCUGUUUUCAUGCCGCCUCUGCAGAUGUUUGCUCCAUGAACCCACAACCGUGGAGUGCGGACACACUUUCUGUAAACGCUGCCUGGACCAGGACUCGGUGAAGGCUUGUGUCAGCUGCAGACACGUGUGGAGCCCCAGCGACAGGCUGUUGAACGGCCGCAGGGUGAACGUGGUUCUCAGCGGCCUCUUGGACAAACUCUUCCCCGCUGAGAGCAAAGCCAGGAAGUUGUGGAUGGAGGGGGAGGACUUGUGGAGGAAACAGGACCUCCCGGAGGCCUUGGACAAGUACAGUGCAGCAGUAGACCUGGCGCCCUCUUCAGGCAGCCUGCUGUAUCAGCGAGCUGAGCUGAACAUGGAGAUGAAGAACUUCAGUCAGGCGGUGCAGGACACCAGCAGUCUCUGUAGAACAAAACCUUUCUGGACAAAGGCCCACUGUCUAAAAGCCACAGCACUGAGUAAAGCUGGGCGCCAUGAUGAGGCCUUGCAGGAGUACCUGCUAUGUGUAGCACUGAAGCCCGACUGCAACAAAGUCAAGCUGGAGGCUCAGAAGGUGCUGUCUGAGCUGUUUUCUUCUGUGUUCGAGAACGAGGAAAUGCCCACACCGCUGCCCCCUCUGCAUGGAGGGCUGGCCACUCGGCUCAUCAAACCCACCGCCCUGCUCACGUCCUUGAGACCACUGACACAGAAACCAGGCUGCUCUUCACAGACCAGCUGAACAGCACUCAAACAGCUGUAGUUUGUGGAAGGAGGGUGUUUCCUGCCGAGCUGCUGGACAGUGGAGACCUGGAGUGCUCCCUGUGCAUGAGAUUGUUCUACGAGCCUGUGGCGACUCCCUGUGGACACACAUUCUGUCUGAAAUGUCUGGAGCGCUGCCUGGACCACAACCCCAACUGCCCUCUGUGCAAGGAGAACCUAGCUGAGUAUCUCGCCUCCAGAGGCUACAGUAAGACCCUGCUGAUGGAGGAAGUCCUGCAGCGUUACCUCGGGGACGAGCUGGCUGAGAGGAAAAACAUCCACGAAGAGGAGAUGAAGGAGCUGUCCAAUCUAAACCAGGAAAUGCCCAUCUUUGUGUGCACCAUGGCCUUCCCCACCAUCCCCUGCCCGCUGCACGUCUUCGAGCCGCGCUACCGCCUCAUGAUCCGCCGCGCCAUGGAAACAGGGACGAAGCAGUUUGGCAUGUGCAUAGCGGACGAGCUGAAAGGCUUCGCUGACUUUGGCUGCAUGCUGCAGGUGAGAGACGUAAAGUUCUUCCCUGACGGGCGCUCUGUGGUGGACACCAUCGGGGUGUCACGCUUCAAAGUCCUCAAGCAUGGACAGAGAGACGGCUACCACACAGCUAAGAUCGAGUACCUGGAGGACAGGAAGGUUGAAGGAGAGGAGCUGGCAGAGCUGCUGAAGCUGCACGACUCCGUUUAUGAGCAGGCCAACAACUGGUUCACCUCACUCAAAGACAACAUGAAGACUCAGAUACUGGGACACUUUGGACAUCUUCCCAGCAAAGAUGCAGACCCACAGGCCAGUCCUGAUGGUCCAGCCUGGUGCUGGUGGCUGCUCGCUGUCCUUCCCCUGGAGAACCGGGCCCAGCUCACCAUCCUGUCCAUGACCUCCUUCAAAGACCGCCUCAUUGCAAUUCGAAGGGUUCUCAUCUUCGUCACACGCAAGAGACCCCGAUGAUGGUCCAGGAGAGCUGCUGUCAUCUCUAUGCAGUCCAGAGACUUGUCUCAUUCUGACCGAGUGUUUCAUCACUUCAUCAGCUCUCUCUCCUUUCUGACAUGUAGCCUUUCAGAGCUUCACCCCCCAAAAAACAACCCCCUCAUUCCUGACUGUAGCCCCCCAACCACAGGCUUGGUUAAAACCACAACAGAACAGUUGUUUGACUUUAGUUUGGAGGGUUUUUCAGGUUUUAACUGUUUGCUAACAGAAGCAGAAGUGUUUGAGCUGGUUUUGUUUGUUUGAACCAGAAAGGGAACAGAAGUGAGUCCAUCACACAGCUGUGAAGUUCACCACAUCACAGCUCUGGAAGCAAACCAUGCUGAACCAUCUGCAUGAUAAAACCUAAAGGAAUGUAGUGAUGUGGUUGUGUGAGGACUUUCGUUUUGCCCCUGCCUUACUACAUUCAGACACUUUGGAGGGUCCAGGUCCUGGUUCAGGUCCUGCUCCAGGUCCUGGCAGCACAGUCUCACUUUAAAUCUUCCUGACGGAGCGGUGAUGAAAGACGGUUUGAUUCAGCUGGCAGGUGAAAAGCAGCGCCGCUCCACAGCAGGGUGUUCCUCUCUUUUUAAGAGAUUUAAAACAGGAAUUAGGAUUAAAGCGUAAGCCAAAUGAUUGCACAUGAUUGGGUGAAUGUUGAAGAAGAAUCUGGAAGUUGUGUCCUGUUGUAGCACAUCUCUGGGACAGAGUACUGAUGUAGUUUUAGGGGUUUGCUUAAUGCGAACGAUGAAAUCGUCAUUUGGGUGAUUUUUGUGAAAAUCCAUGAAACUCUGAGGCCUUUUUAAUGUUUCAUUCAACAAACAGCAGUGUCCAUUUUCUCCCUUUCUGUUGUAAACAUGAACAAUAUAAUGCACAUGUGCAGUGGACUUUCCUUGUAUACAGUUAAAUGUGUUCAUUUGAUCAUUUUUUUUUUACAUUUUCUGUGUAUCUGAUUUAAACCUGUUUGUUUUCUGUCACCGUUUUUUACAGGAAAAACCUUUUCACAGUAAUAACUUCAUAAAUCAGCCCCGAGGUUUCAAUUUAAGGAUGUGAAUUUUGCAGUUUUAUUUUAUUUUUAUUUUAUAUUGUCAAAAAAUACAUAAAACAAGAGAAAAGAAUUACA